AUGGCAACUGCGGGAGUCCAAUCGUCAACCUCCCCGCGCUUACCCAGUCCCCCACCGCUCACAGAGGUCCAGAUUGGGCCCCCGUCUCCAUCGGUCGGCGACGAGUCCUCCGGCCAGGAUGCAGAGCAAUCACUAGGAUACACCCCGGCCAACAACAACGAUGAAGCUAGUGCGACGCGGAGAGUUCGACCCGGGAGUAAAGCAAUUGAUAUGGCUGCUGGUCCGCCAUUGAUUCCUCUCGCGCAGCUCGACUCCCCAUUCCAACUCCAAGAACACCUGAAAGCCCUGCACAACCACUAUACCCGACCUGAAGGCUCCGAAACAGUUAUUCCGAUCCACCGCGACAUCGCGAUCCAGCUUGCGGAACCCCCUGAAGGCGUUGACCGGGCGCUCUGGCUCUACGAACUAUGCCGCUUCCUCACGAUGAAAGUCAACAACCUUAUCGUUGCCUUCUUCGCCGAGAACCCACCCUGCUCCAUCCAGACGUGUCCCGAAAUGCAAGCCUCGGAAUGGCAGUACCUCUGCGCCGUCCACGAUCCCCCAAAGACCUGCUGCGCUAUCGAUUACUGCUGUCACACGCUCGACUGGGCUACGAACAUCCUUACCUCUCCCAAACACUUCCCCAGUCGGUUGACGCUGGGCUCAGAAGCAAGCGGUGGACCGCAGGCGAGUAUGAGACACUUGAUCAAUAUUUUCCGUCGGGUGUAUCGAAUCUUCGCGCAUGCUUGGUUCAAGCACCGGGAGGUGUUCUGGCAGGUGGAGGGUAACGAGGGACUUUAUAUCUUCUUCAAGACGGUUUGCGAUGUGUACCAUCUUAUGCCGGAGGAUAGCUACACAGUUCCCGCGGAGGCAGAGGGUAUCGAGCCGGCUGCGGAGCAGCCCGCGGAGAAGCCGGCGGAGGGACUACGAGUUACGAUACUGCGAAAGGAGGAUGAAGGAUCCAAGGACGGCGACACUAGUGCUACCGCACGACGUCAUAAACACUCUCCGUCCACCGGUUCGCGCGUCGCUACUAUCGCUGAGAGUGCUGAGGAUAACGAGGAUUCUAAAGCCGAAUUAUUGGAGGUGAAGGAGGACGCUGCCCCGGAGAAGGAUACCGAAGAAGAAGAAGAAGAGGAAGAAGAAGAAGAAGAAGAAGGCGAGGAGACUACCAUUGCGCUCGAGGAACCUUGGGAGGUGACAGAACAGCCGAACGGCGAUAACAUCGUUAUUCACGAGCAGGAGAUCAGCGAGGAACCCAAGUUUGAGGAACCCAAGCUUGAAGAACCCGAGACGACUGGGCCGGAAGAGGAGUCGCAAACACAGCCUACAGAGGAGCAAGCGAAACCCAGCCAAGCUGAGGAGCCGCAUACAGAGCCCGAAACGAGCAAACCGGAAGAAGAGAUCGAACCCUUCCCGGCCGCAGAGGAACCAUCCUCGGAGCCAGCACCGGAGCCCACGCCGGAGCCCACGUUGGAGCCCACGUUGGAACCAGAUCCGGUAGCAGAGCCUGAGCCCACGCCGGAGCCGGUAGCAGAGCCUGAGUCCAAGCCAGAGACAGAGACAAAGACAGAGACAGAGGAAAAGAAAGAGACAGAGGAAAAGAAAGAGACAGAGGAAAAGAAAGAGACAGAGGAAAAGAAAGAGCAACCAGCAGAACAAGACAAGGAAACCAAGUCCGAGACCGAACCAGAACCGGCUAAGGAGGCUUAA
Aspergillus glaucus CBS 516.65 is the source of this 1692-nucleotide messenger RNA. Its product is annotated as Mob1 family protein. The transcript has 2 exons. The record is from RefSeq and is a predicted model, not a curated record. Gene Ontology annotation, cellular component: cytoplasm. The coding region runs from base 1 to 1692 and encodes 563 amino acids. Lineage: Eukaryota; Fungi; Ascomycota; Eurotiomycetes; Eurotiales; Aspergillaceae.